CUUAGCGAAGAAUUUGUUUAAUUUAGUAUUGUAGAAAAACGCGCGUGAAUGGUCUGGGUUUUUUAGUUUUUAAGUUAUUGAAUUUUUAAUAAACGAAUGACGGUGUCAAUAUAUGUUUAAGCAAGACACGGCGUUUAAAUUUAUUGUCACGUAAAGCUAAGAAAACAAGAGGAAUCAUUAAACGUUUACUAAUCGACGGUAACGCUAAAGUACAACACUUAGUUUAUGAAUAAUAACAACAAUGGGUCGCAGUCCAUCUCCUUCACAUAGAAGGCGUGAAAAAGAACGUUCCGAACGUAAAAAAAGAAGAGAGCGCCGUUCAAGAGAGCGCGAAAGGGACCGCGACCCAGAAAUGGCACCAUCAAGUAGCUCUGGUCGCACUUUAAGACGGAGGUCACCGCAUCGUCACGAGCGUGAUAGGGAUCGUAGUCGCAGUCGGGACCGAGAUCGUAGUGAAAGAAACAGCAGACGCCGGUCGAGGUCACGUUCACAUGGACAUGCUUCUACUUCAGCGUCAUCAUCUACACGUCGUCGUGGUGGUGCCAGUUCACGUGUAGAACGCCCCAAAAUUAGUGAAGCCGAUUUGGAGGGAAAAUCCCCUGAAGAGAUAGAAAUGCUUAAAACAAUGGGUUUCUGUACGUUCGACACAACAAAAAAUCGAAAAGUUGAAGGUAAUGAUGUCGGAGAAGUACAUGUAAUCCUAAAACGCAAGUACCGUCAAUAUAUGAAUCGUAAAGGCGGCUUCAAUCGUCCUUUGGAUUUUGUAGCAUAGAAUUGUCAUAUAAAUGGCAAUUACAUAUGUUAUGCUGCGAUUUUAGCUGCUUUCUAGUUUUAUUGUUAUUUUUUGUUAGCGUUGGUAAUGAUAAAAGUCAUUACUUUCGAAACAAAAAGCCUGCAAUUUUAUGCAAUAGACCGGUUUACAAAAUUUUCACAUUUUACAAAUCAAAAUUUCCAUCACAUACAAACCUACCUCUCUAGUUGUUAAAUAAUAUAUAUAGGAUUUUAUAUCUUUUUUAAACAUUAUAUAAAUACAUAUUUUUAUUACUUUCAUCGUGUUAGAAUUGAAAAAAAAAAACGUUAUAAAUGUUAAGAUUAAAAAUGUCUCAUUUCUUAAACUAAAAAAAUUUAAAACUAUAUAUGUAUAUCCAAUAUUCAGGAGUAUUUUAUGAUAUUUCUAUUCGUAAUACUUUUUUGCAAGUUCGUUUGCAUAAUCUUCAAUUAGUAAUUGAAAAAAUAUAUUAAGCAAAACGACAUAACAAUAAAGUAUUAUUGAGAAAAAUACUUGUUAUGAAUUAACUGGUAUUAAACUAAAAUAUACACAAAUUUCAAAAUCUUUUCCCAUUAAAAAUCCCCGUCACACAUACACACAACACAAUCCUCCAUACACUGCAAUAGUACAACUUUUUGUUAAUUAGAUUUUAAUCAAAUUGUGAUUUUUUUUAUAAAAUAAUUACUAUAAAAAAAACUUAUUUACACAAAUAACUCCAGCCCUAAAAUCCCUAAAUCCUACCCUACAUAUAAUCACACAUACUCCCAGUCCCAUACAAUAGACCAAAUAUGCAAUAGCCAGGGAUUUUUUAUAUUUACACAUUGUUAAAUAGAACAGAUUUUUGUUUUUUAUAUGUAUACAUAAUGGAAAAACAACUGAAAUAAUAAUAAUAUAAUUUUAAGUGAUAUCAAAUCGUUUAUUGUAUAAAUAACAGACAGUUAACAGUUAAUUCUAUCACAAGUGCCGAUACAAUUUAUUGUCAGUUAUACUAAAAGAAUUUUCUUAAAGAUAUUUUUCUGAACAAUUUUAUUAUUUAAUUUUUCUUUAUUUUCUUUCUUUUAUCUGCCAUUAUUUUGCAAUAGUUAAUGUUUGGCUGAACAAGAUUUAAAAAAAAAUAUAUUUGGCUCAUAAUGUACUACAUAUAGAUACGUAUGUACAUGUACUUUAAACCUGUCCAUAUACAUAUUGAAUUAAACAUAAUUUCAUUUACUGAAGAACCAAUCGACAUAAUUCAAAGACUAGUUAUUUUAAGGGCAGGUCUAAUGUACGCACAUACUAUACGUAUUUUACAAUACAUUUGUACUUUUAUUUUUUAAAGAAAUUGCAGGAUUUUUAUUUUUAUAACCUAUAUAUAAAAUGUAAUUUAUUUUUACUAUUCUGCUCAAUAAACGAAACACAUUUUUCAUUUGUA
Messenger RNA from Lucilia sericata (common green bottle fly), 2180 nucleotides. It is a transcript of the gene ytr, whose product is annotated as U4/U6.U5 small nuclear ribonucleoprotein 27 kDa protein. Gene Ontology annotation, cellular component: precatalytic spliceosome. The record is from RefSeq and is a predicted model, not a curated record. Gene Ontology annotation, biological process: RNA splicing. The transcript is spliced from 3 exons. NCBI's taxonomy places the organism in Eukaryota, Metazoa, Arthropoda, Insecta, Diptera, Calliphoridae. The coding region runs from base 242 to 772 and encodes 176 amino acids.